UAUUGCAUAACCAAACAAAAAAAAACAAACAAAUACCACGCGUAACCAAGGAGAGACACACCGUGGGAUUUAAAACAAUAUUAUUUUACCAAUUUAAAGUGUUAGACUGCUCCUAGAAGACCGCCUUGGUGAUAUUUGAUGAGAAGGACAAGUUGAAUUCUCCCAGCAUGCAUUUGCUCUGUCAGCCCGUUCGCGGCGCUUUCAGUUGCUCUUUCUACCUCUACUCAGUGGAGCGACUGCGUCCAAAUCGAAACGGGUCGAAGGGUUCUGGAGCUUUAUCUGACCAUAAGAUCGACAACACCCUAGCCCCGUUUUGAGACAAUUAUCAUUUACACAGACAUUCCUGAACCCAACCUCAUUUCACCGUCAGGUGGGUUCAUUUUUCAACAGCCACCAUGUUAGUGGCUCCUCUCUGCUUGGUGGUCUUUCUUUACCUCGGCCAGGCGUUGGGGGCACAGCUUCCACAUUUAAACUGGCGUGACGUCAACAGUGCUCAGCCGUUCCCCUGGCUUCAUAUGAGACUGCCCCAAACGGUCGUACCUGUGCACUACGACCUAACAAUUCACCCCAACCUGACCACUCUCAGCUUCACCGGAGUCGUUCGCAUCCAGCUGGAUGUACUCGAAGAGACCAAAGCCAUCAUUUUACAUGCAAAGCACUUGAAGACCUUCAACGUGAAGCUCAAGACGCCCGAGGGGUCGAGGUCUCUUGAGGUUAUCGAGAAUUCUGUUUACCAGCAGCUUGCCCUGCUCUCACACGAGGUGAUCCCCAAAGGGCGGGACUACGAGGUUCAUAUGGAGUUUGCCGCAAACCUCUCGGACAGCUUCCACGGUUUUUAUAAGAGCAGCUACCGCACCAGCAGCGGGGAGCUCCGGACUCUGGCAUCGACGCAGUUUGAAGCCACGUUUGCUCGAACAGCCUUCCCUUGUUUUGAUGAACCCGCCUUCAAAGCCAACUUCACCAUCUCCAUUGUACGCGAGGCACGACAUAUCGCCAUCUCCAAUAUGCCCAAGAUAAAAACAGUGGCGUUACCCGGAAAUGUGUUUGAGGAUCACUUUGCCACCACGGUAAAGAUGAGCACGUAUUUGGUCGCCUUCAUCGUGUCUGACUUCCACUCCGUCAGCAAGACGACCCAACAUGGCGUCAAGAUUUCCGUCUACGCCGUAGCUGAGAAAAUCAACCAGACGGACUUCGCGCUGGACGCCGCCGUGAAGCUGCUCGACUUUUACGACGACUACUUCAACAUCCCUUACCCACUUCCCAAACAGGACCUGGCUGCUAUUCCCGAUUUCCAAUCCGGAGCGAUGGAGAACUGGGGCCUGACCACCUACAGGGAGUCGGCCCUUCUCUUCCACCCUGAAAAAUCCUCCGUCACUGACAAAGUGCACAUCGCCAAGAUUAUCGCUCACGAGCUUGCGCACCAGUGGUUUGGCAACCUGGUGACGAUGGAGUGGUGGAAUGACUUGUGGCUCAACGAGGGUUUCGCCAAAUUCAUGGAGUUCAUUGCUGUCAACGCCACCUACCCGCAGUUCCGAGUGAACGACUUAUUCUUGGGCAAGUGUUACACAGCCAUGGAGGUCGACAGUCUCCGUUCAUCCCACCCGGUUUCCACCGCUGUGGAAAACCCCACCGAGAUCCAGGAAAUGUUUGACAAAGUGUCCUACGAUAAGGGAGCGUGCCUUCUGAACAUGCUGAAAAACUUCCUGACACCUGACGUGUUCGAGGUUGGCAUCCUCCGCUACCUGAAGCGCUAUAGCUACAAAAACACCGCCAACAGCCACCUGUGGGAGAGCCUGACCAAUGUUUGCAAUCUGAAUGAUCUGCCAGGCGCGCCAACAAAACAGAAAGAAUUCUGCUCAAAACGCAUCCUCCCAUCGGGAGAAAACUACGAUGGCGAGAAGUUGAACAUCAAGACCGUCAUGGACACGUGGACGCUACAGAAGGGCUUCCCGCUAGUCAACAUCGACUUGAAAUCGCGCAAGCUAAUUCUCACCCAGCAGCAUUACCUGAUGACGGAGCCAGAGCCCGCCACGACUAAAGCCCUUGUGGAAACGGAAACGCCCAUUUGGCAGAUUCCACUCACAUACAAGACGAGUGACUCUGCCACAACACACUACCACCUGAUGAGAACUGCAGUAGAUCUCUUUCGCAUUCCCAACGACGUGGACUGGAUCAAGUUCAACGUGGACAUGAGCGGCUACUACGUCGUUCACUACGGCAAACAGGGGUGGAAGAACAUGAUUAAACUGCUGCACAACAACCACACGGCGCUGAGCGGCAAGGACCGAGCCAGCCUCAUCCAUGACGUCUUCCGGCUCGUCAGUAUCAAUAAGCUGGGCCUGGAAACAGCUCUGGACCUGACCGCAUAUCUCUCCAAGGAGACCGACAUCAUAUCAGUGACUCAGGGCUUUCAAGAGCUCCUACCCAUCUACAAACUGAUACAAAGGAGGGAACUUGGUCUUCUCGAAGACAGCAUGAAGAGUUUCAUGCUGGACUUGUUCAAGCACUUGAUUGACAGUCAGAGUUGGGACGAUUCCGGUUCGGCGUCGGAGCGAACGCUGCGCAGCUCCCUGCUGGUGUUCGCCUGUGUCAGGAACUACACCCCUUGUGUGACGAAAGCCAAGCACCUGUUCAACAUGUGGAGGGACUCGGAUGGCCAAAUGAGCCUCCCCGUCGACGUCACCCUGGCCGUGUAUGCCGUCGGGGCUCAAACAGAGGAAGGGUGGGACUUCCUGUUUGAGUUUCACCGCCGGGCCUUGCAAAUGUCCGUUCAGACCCGCAUCAGGAUUGCCUUGGCGAGCAGCCCGUUGCGUCAAAAGCUCAAGUGGAUCCUGGAGCAGAGUCUCCUCGGCGAGGUGAUUAAAACUCAAGACCUGCCACACUUGUUGGUCUCUGUCAGCAGGAACCCCCGAGGCCACAGACUAGCGUGGGACUUCCUCCGAGCCAAUUGGCAGACCCUGAUCAAAAAGUUUGAAGUUGGCUCCUCCUCCAUAGCGCGCAUGGUGAAGGGCGUGACCGACCUGUACUCCACCAAGACAAUGCUAUCGUCGGUGGAGAAGUUCUUCAGCUCUCUUACGGUGGAGAUGGGCUCCGAGAUGCGAUGUAUCCAGCAGACUUAUGACGCCAUCCGUGAGAACAUUCGCUGGGGCGAAACCAACUUCUCCGUGUUGCAGUCCUGGCUGAAAAAACGGACGACCAGGUUUACUCAUGAGGACUUGUAAGAGGGAGGUGGAAAAAAAAGACACUUUUUAGAUUUCUUACCCAAAAUGUAAUAUUUUGGGGGACAGGUGGGUCGCAUUUAGGGGAGAAGCUUCCACAUGUUUUAUUGAAACAUCUUAGUGAUGUCAGUCUGUGCCAAGUUGUCCUUGGGUUACAUAAUUCACAAGCUUCAAGAUCAUACCGAAAUGUCUUCAACUGAUUUUCAUUUGGGUUUUAAUUUAUUAUGAACUGUUAUUUUACGACUUUUGGGUUGACCCCAGGAGUUUCUCAAUAUGAAGUCCAUGUGUUUUUCUCAAUGUUGUGUGCCAAAGAGGUCAAAAUGCUUUUGUCCUUUGAGAGAGGGUUUUUUGGGUUUUUUUUUUUACUUUAAAUGUUUCAUGGGUGAAACACUGACCCUUGGGGUGCUCCCCGUCCUUGUGUGGACCCUCUCAUGGUAAUCUGUGCUUACUCUACUCUGUUCUACAUCAUCCAUCAGUGUGAAUGGGAGUGUGACUACUUUUUUUUUUGUCUGUAUGUGCCUUGUGUAAUUCCAUUCUUAACCAAAGUCAUCAAGGAUAGGCCUCCCGAUCCUGAACAGGAUAAGCGGUUAGGAAAAUGGCUUUAAGGUCCACGUUUCCAACUAUCCCUUUGAUAUUUAUUUUCUUCACGACGAUGAAUGCUAUUGUUUUGUGCUAAUUCACUGCUAUUUUUGUUCAUUGAUGACUCUGAUACGACUUGUCACUUUUUAAUGCUGUUGACUUGGUGUUUCAGGUUUUGUAGAACCUGAGCAUUGCUGUUGAUUGCUGCUGUUUUCAUGGAUAUACGGGGUAUCGAUCACAUCUGCACGCCAUUACAACCGGGAUUUGUUUAAUUUGAUUGAAACGUCCUGUGACAGCAGGACGUUCAAAUGAGACUUUUACCCACUUGCAUAUUGCAAUGUAUGAGGAAAUCCAGAUGUCCUUUGGGAUACACUUGUUUUUAAUCUUGAUGAACGUAUCAAGCAAACCUUGCAUUGUGUCACUUGGAUUAUUUAACAAAAAAACAGAUGCACUUCAGAUUUGAUUUGACUUUGACUCAUCGCAUCCCUAUUUUGACCAUCACAAACAAACCGAAUUGGAAACAUCUCUCUUGUCCAAAGUACGUUUCAGAGUAAAACAGUUCUAAAACCGCCCCUGAUUUGUGUGGACUUUUUUAUAUCCACUGAAGCAUAUAAUACUUGUUACCACAAAUCUGCCUAAUGCAUGAAAAAAAUGCUUAGCUGUUGAUUUGUGUCAAGAAAUUCUCCACAGGACCUCACUGUGUCUAAUGUGGUCUGAGGAGAGACGGCGUGGCCGGCGGUAGCGUUUACUUUAAAACCUCUGCAGCCGUCAUAAAUUCUUGCGCUAGACCUUUGGCACAUACCAAUAAAAGGCACCGGAUACUAUAAUAGAAAACAGCACAUCUGCAGUAUCCGUGUGUGCCAGCUUCAACUUGCAUUAGAAAGUCAACCUUAUUCAUUCUUUUUCUGCGCUUAACCCUUGCACAGACCGGGCCGCGGGCCGCUCCCUGGCAGCAGCACACCCAAGUCAGAAAAACUCCUGCUCCACUGAGCCCUUGAGUCCACACCUGAGGGGGGCCGUCACUGCGACUCAAGGUCUGACUGCUCUUCUGUUGCAAUCCACAUUCGUUGACCUCGAAGGAUGGCUUUCAGCAGCAUCCCCGCUCUCGAGAUCUUCCUGGCCGUCCUGGGCAUCGGUCUCCUCAUCAUGUUCUGCACCACCUUCUGCAGGGCGUGCAGCCGCCUGAGGGAGGAGGAGAUCGAGAGGGAGGCGUGGAGACGGACCGAGCAUGACGGUCGCCCUCCUUCCAUAUUUUUCAUCCCCUUUCAUGGGAGACUGUCGCAGCAGCAGCAGCAGGAAGAAGACCAACACCAACCUCGGUACAGCCAAGAAAUUUUGACCCCACCACAGUACAACACUGCCGGAGGCUACUGUGGACCUCCGCCGUCCUACACCGAGCUGGGCUUUAAGCCCGACGAUUUGCCGCCAGCGUACACUGAAUACAACGUGAACGCCGUAAUAGCGCCGGCUCACACGGACACCGUCCAAUCUUCGACGCAGCCAUAAAGCCCUGCAGCUGUGACGGGUUUAUGGACAGACUAGACGUCCGAUUAUUUCACUGGAGCCACUGGACUUUAUCUUGAAAGUGUGUGUGUGUGCGUGUGUGACCUUGGAGAGAAUGAACGCAAAGAUAAUGGACACUGGUGAAUUGGCAUCAUCAUUAGAAUGACCUGAAAUUCAUUUCACAGUUUGCUAAACAUGUAUUUUUUGGGAGCAAAUAAUUGUCUAAAUAUAUAUUAAGAGCAAAGUAGCUGGUCUACUUACUAACAAAGCGCAAAACCAUAAUUUUGUAUGCUCCAACCC
Molecule: messenger RNA, 5600 nt
Organism: Hippocampus zosterae (dwarf seahorse)
Lineage: Eukaryota; Metazoa; Chordata; Actinopteri; Syngnathiformes; Syngnathidae
Gene: erap1b
Product: endoplasmic reticulum aminopeptidase 1b
Exons: 23
Coding region: 396-3221 (941 amino acids)
Biological process (GO): proteolysis; peptide catabolic process
Cellular component (GO): cytoplasm
Molecular function (GO): metalloaminopeptidase activity; peptide binding; zinc ion binding
Source: RefSeq, a predicted model, not a curated record